Molecule: messenger RNA, 382 nt
Organism: Caenorhabditis elegans
Lineage: Eukaryota; Metazoa; Nematoda; Chromadorea; Rhabditida; Rhabditidae
Gene: dpm-3
Product: putative dolichol-phosphate mannosyltransferase subunit 3
Exons: 3
Coding region: 8-295 (95 amino acids)
Biological process (GO): glycoprotein biosynthetic process
Cellular component (GO): endoplasmic reticulum membrane
Source: RefSeq, marked reviewed
UUUCAGAAUGGUGUCUCAAUUGGUAACAUACUCAGCACAUGUGAUUCUUUUUGUAUUAGUUUGGCUUCUAGCUUACACUGAUGUGGUACCAGUGCUGUCAUAUCUCCCAGAGUGUUUGCAUUGUUUAGUUAACUACGCGCCAUUUUUUGCAGUUCUCUUCCUUGGUAUUUACGCCGUCUUCAAUGUUGUCUAUGGAGUGGCGACUUUCAACGAUUGUGCUGAAGCUAAAGUAGAGCUAUUGGGAGAAAUCAAGGAGGCUCGAGAAGAACUGAAGAGGAAGAGAAUAAUCGAUUGAUUUCCGUGUGAACAGUGCUAAUUUUUAUGGGUUUCUUGUGAUAUUUGCUUUAUGUGGAUAGAUUAACUUAUAAAUUUUUCAAUAAUU